GAGAGAGAGAGAGAGAGAGCGUAUACUCAUGUAGAACUUCCACCACACAUGAGACGUGGAGGGUCGUUACAACAAUUGAUCUAAAAUCCAAUAUCAGAGAUAUCCUGGGGUAAGAAAAUAUUUGGUCGCCAUAGCUUCCCUCCCUCCGUCUCUUCCUGGGCUUUUUGUCCGACCCUCGCCUUUCGAGCCGGAAGAAAUCGAUCAGAUCUCUCUCUCUUUCUCUCUUUGAGAAUAAGAUCAAAGGUCUCUCCAUCCUCAAAUCUUCUUGCCCAGGGUUUCAAUCGAUCUGCUUCAAAAAAUUGCUUGAUGAGUUGAAGUUUAUAAUCAGCUUGCCGGGCAAACGAAUUCUGUCUCCACAAAAUGAUGCAAGGUGUUUCAGUAAGCAGUUUGGCUGCCUCUGCAAAGGGUGGGAGCUGUGGAGCACUUGCGAUGCUGAGAAGUGAUCCAAGACUUUUGCACAAGGCCCAUACAAACUCUUUGACUGAAGGACCUUUUCUGUGGCAUCAGUGUGCGCGAACAUUAUUUCCAACUAACUCUACCAGAGCAAGGCGAAUGGGGUCAAGGGUCAAAGCCACAUGGCUAUUCAAGGGAAAUGGCAAAGAGGUGGAUCCAAACACAGAACGCAGUGAGUCUGCUAAUGAUGACAUCCUAAUAUUCUUUUUUCAGUUGGACUUGCAGACUCGAAUACAGUAUGCUCUAAAUAUGGAAGAAUAUGAUGCAGCACAACAAUUGAGGAACAAGCUUGCUGAGAUCGAAACAGAAAUAAUUAAGCAACAGGAAGCUAAAAGGGGUUCUUCAAAGAGUGAUGCUCAGGAUAAAGCCAUAAAUCUCUUACGGCUGCGUGCAGACUUGCAGAAAGCUAUUGAGAGUGAAAACUAUGCUGUGGCUGCUGAGUUGCGUGAUGAAGUCUCCAAACUUGAGGCUGAGUCUUUGGCUGCAUCAGCAAAAGCUCUUGCUUAUCAAAAUGUGCAAUAUGCAUUUCGAUUGGGCCAGAAAGUACGACAUAAGGUUUUUGGCUAUCGUGCUGUAAUAUGUGGCAUGGAUCCUGUAUGCUGUGAAUCAAGUUCAUGGAUGGUAAUUGCACAUGUUGAUAAGUUGCUUCAAGGGCCUAAUCAACCAUUUUAUCAGGUCUUGGUUGAUGUACAUGCAGAUCCAAACCUGCUUGUGGCAUAUGUUCCAGAGGAGAAUCUUUUAGCCAAUGACCAACCAGACAAGGACCGGUUUGAUCACCCAUACAUUUCAUUCCUGUUUUAUGGAAUGGAUACAGCAGGGGACUUCAUUCCUAUAAAACAGCUUCGAGAGAAAUUCAGUAGGCCCCGCUACGAAGUUCCUGUGGAUAUGCAUGAUGAAGAUGGCGAGGAUAAUGCUUAGAGCAUGCUGUUCACAUAAACAAUCUAUUCUUCACCAUCACAAUACUAAUAACUGCCUCACAGGUCCUUGAGAAAUCAAAUUCGCCAGGUGCUGUGGGGACUCUUCUUUCACCUGCACACGUUCCUUCAUAAAGUGAAAAGAUGGGAAAAAGAAGUUAAAAAAAAAAAAGGAAAGAGAAGAGGUUAUCGUUCAUGCAUCUUUGAUUUGUAAAUAUCGUCAUGACCGGUCGAGGGUAUUUUACUCCACCAGUUUCUGGGGACGAACUGCAUUUCUCCAAAGAUCUUAAGUUCAACCUCGGUGGAUUCAACUUAGAUUGUGUUAAAUUUUAAGUUCAUCCUCGGUGCAUCAGAUGAGUUGCAUGUUUUUCACCGCAUGCUUUUAUAAUCACUCCUCUUGUUUUUUCUCUUCAAUAAUUCAUGGAUGCUGUCUCAUGAGCCUACAA
This is a messenger RNA of Phoenix dactylifera (date palm), 1813 nucleotides long. Its product is annotated as uvrB/uvrC motif-containing protein. NCBI's taxonomy places the organism in Eukaryota, Viridiplantae, Streptophyta, Magnoliopsida, Arecales, Arecaceae. Gene Ontology annotation, molecular function: protein binding; DNA binding. The record is from RefSeq and is a predicted model, not a curated record.